Molecule: messenger RNA, 603 nt
Organism: Colletotrichum spaethianum
Lineage: Eukaryota; Fungi; Ascomycota; Sordariomycetes; Glomerellales; Glomerellaceae
Product: putative voltage-gated potassium channel subunit beta
Exons: 3
Coding region: 1-603 (200 amino acids)
Biological process (GO): sphingolipid biosynthetic process; very long-chain fatty acid biosynthetic process; fatty acid elongation
Cellular component (GO): endoplasmic reticulum membrane
Molecular function (GO): 3-hydroxyacyl-CoA dehydratase activity
Source: RefSeq, a predicted model, not a curated record
AUGGCUAGCAAGGUUCAAAACGUAGAGAGUGGCGGCGCAAGAGUGGCGUACCUGACGCUAUACAACGCCCUCUUCGCAUCUCUAUGGGCCGCCAUCUUCAUCACUGUCGCGACGACCGCCGCGUCGGGAGGCCAGCUCGCCGUAUACGAAGCGGCCGAGGCCCGGUCGCGAUGGGUGCAGACGCUCACUCUGAUUGAAGUCGUGCACUCCGCCGUCGGCCUCGUCAAAUCCCCAGUCGGCACAACCGCCCUGCAGGUCGUCGCCCGCACCAUCAUUGUCUGGAUGGUCUGCUACAGCUUCCCCGAGAGCACGGCGUCCUCCGGUGCCUACGUCGCGCUGCUGCUGUCGUGGGCUACCGCUGAUACAAUUCGCUAUGCCUACCUGGCCCUGAACCUCCACGGCAAGGCAUCUGACGCCCUCGUCUGGCUGCGAUAUACCAUGUUCUACCCCCUCUACCCCACCGGCAUCGCCUCCGAAUUCUGGCUGCUGUACCUCGCCAUCGAACCCGCCAGCCGCGUCAGCGCCGUGCUUCCUCCCAUCUUUUAUUUCUGCUUGUGCCUCUACAUUCCAGGUGUGUAUCAUAACUCAGCCUCGUUGUCCUAA